AAAAUGGGGAGUGUUUUCACAAGCUUCCUUCUGUUGCUCAUAUGUGUGGCAAUUGGCUCGGCUCAGCACUGGUCGUAUGGCCUGCAACCUGGAGGAAAAAGGGAUGCUGAAAACCUGAUAGAAUCUUUCCAAGAGAUUGCAAAUGAGAUGGACAAACUGGGGGAGCUGCAGCAUUUUGAAUGCAGAGCCGCACACCCGAACCCGUUACGAGGACUGAAAGGAGCCCUAGCAAGUCUGAUUGAUGGGGAGACUGGGCAAAAGAAGAUUUAAAUCUCCAAAAUGAAAU
Molecule: messenger RNA, 286 nt
Organism: Euleptes europaea (tarantolino)
Lineage: Eukaryota; Metazoa; Chordata; Lepidosauria; Squamata; Sphaerodactylidae
Gene: GNRH1
Product: gonadotropin releasing hormone 1
Exons: 3
Coding region: 4-270 (88 amino acids)
Biological process (GO): multicellular organism development
Cellular component (GO): extracellular region
Molecular function (GO): gonadotropin hormone-releasing hormone activity
Source: RefSeq, a predicted model, not a curated record